Pygocentrus nattereri (red-bellied piranha) is the source of this 7277-nucleotide messenger RNA. RefSeq names its product disco-interacting protein 2 homolog Cb (gene dip2cb). Bases 341 to 5104 code for a protein of 1587 amino acids. NCBI's taxonomy places the organism in Eukaryota, Metazoa, Chordata, Actinopteri, Characiformes, Serrasalmidae. The record is from RefSeq and is a predicted model, not a curated record. The transcript has 38 exons.
AUCACGUGACCUGAGCGGAGAGCAGCAGCUACAGAGGCAUCGCCGCAGCUCUGCUCUUCUCCCUACAGCAAAUCACGGGGAUUAGCAGCAUCCUGUUUUUACCGGAGCCGUUUCGCCUGCUGGACGGCGGGUCUGAUGCCUGCGCUAGUGAGCCGUUACAGCCCGUUUGGAAGCUCUGUUCUUUCUCUCUCUCUCCGUUUGUAGUCGGAGUCUCUCUCUCACACAUACUCAUGCUGCCCGUUGGUGCUCCGGGGACGAACCGUGCUUGAGACUCGGCGGCUGCUGCUGCUGCGGGGGCAGAAAGCGACGCUAGGCGAGGCGAGGCUGCAUCUGCGCGGGAAUGGCGGACCGUGACACGUUACCGCUGCCUAUCGAGAUACGCGCGCGGCUCGCCGAGUUGGAGUUGGAGCUAUCGGAAGGGGACAUCACACAGAAAGGUUAUGAGAAGAAAAGAGCAAAACUCAUUCAAGCCUACCUGCCCCGUGUACCAGUGGGGGCGGAGUCUAGAAUUCCUGUCACACCUUCUUCGUCAUCGUCUUCCUCAUCUCGUUACCAAAGGCGACGUUCCACUGGCUCACGGGAUGAGCGAUACCGCUCAGAUGUACACUCUGAAGCAGUGCAGGCAGCGCUGGAGCGUCAGUGUGAGCGGAAGAUGGCCGUCCCCAUGCCCUCAAAACGACGGUCCCUCGUUGUCCAAACAUCUAUGGAGGCAUAUACGCCACCAGACUCCUCAUCAGGCUCCGAGGGUGAGGGAUCUCUAGGGAGAACUGGUGGUGCAGGGGUUGAGGCCUGGAUUAGUCAAGCACUUCGUGGAUCAUCUUCAUCAACCACAUCAUCGUCCUCAUCACACAGCAAUGGAUCUGCCAAUGCUGCGCGUCUAGCAGAGAAUAACGCACACACUUACAACAUUGGGCCAAUUGCUCAUCUAUCCCUGAAGAGGCGGGGUUUAAGGGAGAUGGGUGUGUCAUUAGAGAAUGGUAACCUGGGUCGUCGCUCUUAUGACUACCAGUCUGACCGGCCAUGGUCAUCACUGGACUCAGAAGACAGUCACCCGCCCCCCCCUGACAUCACAAGCUACACCUCAGAUCCACCCGCUGUUACAGUGGACCGGCCACAGGUCGCCAUGCCAACCAAAGCUCUGCCCAAAUAUGGCAAUGCUGAGCUUAUGGAGACAGGAGACGGAGUGCCUGUGAGCAGUCGUGUGUCUGCUAAGAUCCAACAACUGGUCAACACUUUGAAAAGACCAAAAAGACGUCCACUGAGAGAGUUCUUUGUUGAUGACUUUGAGGAGCUGCUGGAAGUGCAGCAGCCUGAUCCUUCAUUACCACGACCAGAGGGUGCAGAGUCAACAAUAACACAAGGGGAAGAGCUGUGCAGACUCAAAAAUUGCCCUGCGUCCAUGGAGGCGGCUCUGCAACGCUGGGGGGCCAUCGCACCUAAAGCACCUUGUCUGACUGUCACACAUGCCAACACUAAACAACCCUACACUCUCACGUAUGGUAAGCUUUGGUCCAGGAGUAUGAAGCUUGCAUACUACAUCCUCCACAAACUCGGAACCAAGCAGGAACCCAUAGUUCGACCAGGGGACAGAGUUGCGUUGGUGUACCCCAAUAAUGACCCUGCAGCGUUCAUGGUAGCGUUUUACGGCUGUCUGUUAGCAGAAGUCGUACCUGUACCCAUUGAGGUUCCACUCACCAAAAAGGACGCAGGGAGUCAGCAGAUUGGAUUUCUGUUGGGCAGCUGUGGGGUUGCUGUGGCACUGACCAGCGAUGCAUGCCACAGAGGCCUUCCCAAGAGUCUCAGCGGUGACAUCAUGCAGUUCAAAGGCUGGCCGAAGUUGCUGUGGGUGGUGACAGAGUCGAAGCAUCUAUGUAAACCUCCCAGAGAAUGGUAUCCUCUAAUUAAAGACGCCAACAACGACACAGCAUAUAUUGAGUAUAAGACGUGUAAAGAUGGAAGUGUUCUUGGAGUGACUGUGACGAGAAUGGCCAUGCUGACACACUGCCAAACACUCACACACACCUGCGGAUACAAGGAAGCGGAGACGCUGGUGAAUGUGUUGGACUUCAAGAAGGAUGUAGGACUGUGGCAUGGCAUUCUUACAAGUGUACUCAAUAUGCUGCAUGUGGUCAGUGUUCCAUAUGCUCUCAUGAAGGUGAAUCCAUUGUCCUGGAUCCAGAAAGUCUGUCAUUACAAAGCUAAAGUGGUCUGUGUAAAGAGUAGGGAUCUACACUGGGCUCUGGUAGCACACAGAGAUCAGACUGACCUCAACCUGAGCUCUCUACGCAUGCUGCUGGUUGCUGAUGGCGCCAAUCCAUGGUCUAUCUCAUCGUGUGAUGCGUUCCUGAACGUGUUUCAAAGUAUGGGCCUGAGGUCAGAGGUCAUUUGCCCAUGCGCCAGCUCACCAGAGGCUCUAACUGUUGCACUGAGGAGGCCAAAUGAAAGCAGUUCUAAGCCUAUGGGCAGAGGGGUCCUCAGCAUGACUGGGCUGAGUCACGGCGUUAUCAGAGUGGACACAGGAGAGAAACUCUCUGUCUUGACGCUGCAAGACGUUGGCAGUCCUAUGCCUGGAGCGUUGGUAUGUGUGGUGAAACCGGAAACUAUUCCACAGUUGUGUAAAACGGAUGAGAUUGGAGAGAUCUGUGUGUCAUCCAUUGCCACAGGAACAUCCUACUAUGGUCUUACAGGCAUGACCAAGAACACGUUUGAGGUGUGUCCCAUGUCCAGCAACGGUGGCCUGGUGAGCGAGUGUGUGUUUGUACGCUCAGGGCUGCUGGGAUUUGUAGGCCCGGGCGGAGCAAUCUUUGUGACAGGAAAGAUGGAUGGAAUGAUGCUGGUUGCGGGGCGGAGACACAAUGCUGAUGACAUAGUUGCUACUGCUCUUGCCGUUGAACCCAUGAAGUUUGUAUACAGAGGAAGGAUAGCAGUGUUCUCCAUUACUGUACUUCAUGACGAGAGGAUAGUGGUGGUAGCAGAGCAGAGGCCAGAUUCCACUGAAGAGGAAAGCUUUCAGUGGAUGAGCAGAGUACUACAGGCUAUAGAUGGUAUCCAUCAAGUGGGUGUGUACUGCCUGGCACUGGUCCCCUCCAACACUCUGCCAAAAACCCCUCUUGGGGGCAUCCAUCUGUCUGAGACGAAGCAGCUCUUUCAGGAAGGGGCACUGCAUCCUUGUAAUGUGCUCAUGUGCCCCCACUCCUGUGUCACCAACCUGCCCAAACCCCGACAGAAACAACCCGAGGUUGGCCCUGCCUCUGUGAUGGUGGGGAACCUAGUGGCAGGGAAGCGGAUGGCACAGGCCUGUGGCCGAGACCUGAGCCAAGGGGAGGACAACGACCAGUUCCUCUUCCUGUCUGAGGUAUUGCAGUGGCGAGCUCAAACUACACCUGACCACAUACUCUACACACUCAUCAACUCGAGGGGGACAGUAGGGAGUUCUCUAACAUGUUUGCAGCUCCAUAAAAGAGCAGAGAAGAUUGCGGCCUUGCUGUUUGAGAGAGGGCAGCUGCGAGACGGAGAUCAUGUAGCAUUAGUAUAUCCACCAGGUAUAGAUCUCAUUGCAGCAUUUUAUGGUUGUUUGUAUGCUGGCUGUAUCCCCAUCACAGUUAGGCCACCUCAUCCCCAAAACAUCUCAACCACUUUGCCAACUGUUAAAAUGAUUGUAGAGGUGAGUCGCUCGGCCUGUGUUAUGACCACCCAGGCGAUUUGUAAGCUCCUGAGGUCUAAAGAGGCAUCAGCUGCUGUGGAUUUACGGUCAUGGCCACCUGUCCUUGACACAGAUGACCUACCGAAGAGACGGUCUCCACUACUGUAUAAGCCGUCUGACCCAGAGUCUCUGACAUACUUGGACUUUAGUGUAUCCACCACAGGCAUGCUUGCUGGGGUGAAGAUGUCUCACAGUGCUACCAGUGCAUUGUGUCGUUCUAUAAAGUUGCAGUGUGAGCUCUAUCCAUCUCGUGAGGUGGCCGUAUGUUUGGACCCAUAUUGUGGACUGGGCUUUGUUGUGUGGUGCCUCUGCAGUGUGUAUGCAGGGCACCAGUCCGUACUGAUCCCACCAGCAGAGCUGGAGGUAAACCCAGCUCUAUGGCUGCUGUCAGUCAGCCAGUUUAAAGUGAGAGACACAUUCUGCUCCUACUCUGUCAUGGAGCUAUGUACCAAAACACUCGGCACUCUCACGGACUCGCUCAAGGCACGGGGACUGGAUCUAUCACGUGUGAGGACCUGUGUCGUUGUGGCAGAGGAGAGGCCGCGGAUCUCUCUCACUCAGUCCUUCUCCAAACUCUUUAAAGAUGUAGGGCUGCACCCCCGCGCUGUCAGUACUGCAUUUGGCUGCAGGAUAAACCUCGCUGUGUGUCUGCAGGGCACCUCUGGACCUGACCCUACUACAGUCUAUGUGGACAUGAGAGCUCUCCGACAUGACAGAGUACGGUUGGUGGAAAGAGGAUCUCCGCACAGUUUGCCUCUAAUGGAGUCAGGCAAGAUAUUACCGGGAGUCCGCAUCAUCAUUGCCAACCCAGAGACAAAGGGACCAAUUGGAGAUUCUCACCUAGGAGAGAUUUGGGUGCACAGCAGUCAGAAUGCGAGCGGAUAUUUCUCCGUAUUCGGGGAAGAGAAUGUUCGCUCAGAUCAUUUCAGCGCCAGACUGAGUUUUGGGGACACACAGACCAUCUGGGCCAGAACCGGCUACCUCGGCUUCCUCCGCAGGACAGAACUCACAGACGCCAGUGGAGAGAGGCAUGAUGCUCUGUAUGUGGUGGGAGCGCUGGAUGAAGCAAUGGAGCUGAGAGGGAUGCGGUAUCAUCCCAUUGACAUUGAAACAUCCAUCAUCAGAACACACAAGAGCAUUACAGAGUGUGCUGUGUUCACCUGGACUAAACUCUUGGUGGUGGUGGUCGAGUUGGAUGGUUCAGAGCAGGAGGCCUUGGACCUGGUUCCCAUGGUAACCAACGUGGUUUUGGAGGAGCACUACCUCAUCGUGGGUGUGGUGGUCAUUGUAGAUACGGGCGUGAUCCCCAUCAACUCGCGUGGAGAGAAGCAGCGCAUGCACCUGAGAGAUGGUUUCCUCGCCGACCAGCUUGAUCCUAUCUACGUGGCUUACAAUAUGUAGAAAAGACAUUUAGACACUAACAUGUUCUCACAACCAGAUCUGAGUGCAAAUAGAAAUAGCUUACAAAAUAUAGAAACACACACUAAAGCCCAUCUGUAGAGACCCACUCGCACAAACAUGCACUUUCUGAAACACAUUUGCACACACUUCAUGUUGAACUACAUUUAAAUUGUUUUCAAAACGUAGAAACUCAAGCACACACUUACAUUUGCAAGUCAAGAGCACUAACCCAUAGAACAAAGAGCAAGACUAUGAACUGCAGACCUGUGUUCUUAUACAUAAACACACACACUGGCUGGCAACAAGUGUGUGUUGGCUGAUUAAAGGCUUUUACCUCGCUUGCAGAUGUGUGGCAGAUAUGGCAGGUCAUGCCAGAACAAAAUGAAGUUUUAUUUUUAUUAGACAUGGCACAAGCUGUUUUUAACUGAAUCACUUAAUGAUGUCUGUCAUGCUUAAACUGCUGACAAAAGCCACAAAAGAUUCUUUAAGCGAUUCUGUAGAAGAACCAGUAUUUGUUCCCGAAAGUAACUUGUUUAUAUGAGAUUUUUUUUUUUAUUCAAAGAAUGACACAAUGACUGCUGCAAUGGUUCUUCGCCCAUUUAAAGGUUUUUCAUAGAACCAUAACAUUAUGUGGGAGGUUCUUUAAACUUUGAAAAUGGUCUUUCUCAUUCAUACAUCUCAAUUACAAAAAUUAUUCUCCAAAAAAAAUGUUCAUUCAAAAGUUCUGUAAGAAAUCAAAAGUGGUUUGACAGUGAUUGCCAGGCUAGAUUUGUUGGAUUAGAUCAAAUUCAUUGUUUUGCCCUCUGAUACUCCAUCCAGCAUUUCCUGCUGAUAAACUGAAAUCUGGAACUAGAAUUUUUUUUCCCCAUACAGAUAUAUCGAUUUUGAAACCGUGAGCAUCAGCCAACACCAAUAUUUCUCCUUUUUCAAACUACUGAUCUUUAAAACGGGCUAAUCAAACAUGCUACUACCCCACAGGAAGAAAUACAUAGUCAACAGCUUGCCAUCACACAAAGUUAUUAUGUGCUAUUUGAAGCUGGAAUUCAGGACUGACUGGAUUUUUUUUUUCCUCUCUAAUAGGCGAUCUAUCAUUUUCUGCUGAUAUCAGUCCGAGACAGAUACUCAUCAGUACCAGUAUGCCAUCUCUAGUACCAUCUCUACUUUUAGUGUAUACAGAGUUAAAACAGGAUUUCUGUAUGUCAUCAAAGCAAAACAUGUAAAGAAUGUUUCACUUGAAUCAUUUAUGAGGUAAAACCACAGACACAAAAACACAGACAGCAAGAUUUUUUUUGAUCAUCAGCCAACAUGCUAACUAGCCAACAAGACAAAUUUAUACUUUGCUGGACAUUAUCUAGACAUUAUUACCCCUACUAUCAGAUAAGUCACUAUAGACAAUUUUUACACUAGAUUUAACACGUAAGGAUACACACCCACACUCAUAAACACACACACACACACACACUUAUGUGGACUAUGGUGCAUGUGUAUAUAAUGGACUUGACUAUGGAGACUACCAUAUCUUAAACUUUAUUUGAUGUUUGUGCGUUUUUGUUCCUGUGUAUUUCACUGUUCAAUGUUUUGCUAGUGUUGCUUUUUUUUUUUUUUAGUCUACAAUAUUUUCAAGUCAGGGAAUUUUAUAAGAUAUUAAGAUAUAUACGUGUCAAGAUAUAUAUGUGUCAAUCUUGGCUCAUUUUCUUUAAUAGUUUUUUUUUGUUUUGUUUUGUUUUUUUAAGACAUGAUGUCACAAAAGUAGCUGUUUUAUACAAUGACAUAUCCAACCAAACGUUUUAGUUGCUUAGUUCUUAGUACUUUUAAAAAGUGAUUGGUGGAGGAGUUGAUCCAUUUACCAGCCUUUUAUUUUCUUCUUCAGCAGCAUAAAUACCACAAUCUGUGACCAUAAAUCAUUGCAGUCCAUUGAAUUAAAUUAUUUUCAAGGUAAUUAUUAAUUGUAUUUUCUUUCUUUUAGGAUUUUAACUUUGUCUAAUAUAUUUUAAAGACCAUUCUGUCAUCUUGUGUGAAUAGUAUCAUAUAAGGAGCAGAUAUAUAGUUGUGUAUAAUGUACAGCUUGUGUUCAUAAAGAUCACUUAAAGUAGAGCUUCCUCUCUGUUACAAUACAUUGCUGGGCCAGAAAAUGAGACUCUGAAAAUGAGCAGGAGUAAUGAUGAUGGAUGGA